Molecule: messenger RNA, 729 nt
Organism: Aspergillus calidoustus
Lineage: Eukaryota; Fungi; Ascomycota; Eurotiomycetes; Eurotiales; Aspergillaceae
Source: the annotation of a GenBank genome assembly
AUGUCUUCAGGAUUCGUCUCCGCAGGAACGGAUCAAGAGCCAGUUGAGCGCGAUGACGAAUGGCUCCGCGUGCAGCGAGAGCUCGAGGAGGAACGCCGACGAAAAGCCGAGCUAGGAAAACAAGAUGGGAAGAGCUUAUACGACGUCCUACAACAGAACAAGAUGGCCAAACAGGAAGCCUUUGAGGAAAAGAUCAAACUGAAGAACCAAUUCCGCGCACUCGACGAAGAUGAGGUUGAUUUCCUAGACUCAAUUAUGGAGUCGACUCGUGCUCAGGAGGCUACUGUCAAGAAGGAAACUGCUGAGCAAUUGGAGCUGUUCCGGCGACAACGCGAGAAGGCUGAGAAGGCUGCGCUUGAAGAUAAUGCUGCAGAUGUGACGCCCGCGGCUGAAGGUGAAGACUGGAAGAUCGCAUCGCGCAAGCGUCGCCGUGAGAAGGGCAAGGAUUUGCUUAUUCCGGGGCGGAAGCGGAAAUCCGUGGGUGAGGAGGUCGCUGAUGAUACUACGAGUGAGCAGAGAACAAGCAAAAAGGCAAAGGAGAUUGUUGAGAGCAGGGGUGGCGAGAAGAGCAGCGCUUCAACGGCGCGGGAACAGCGAAGUCAGGCGACUGUGUACCAAUCUGCGAAGGACGCGAAAUCUGGAAGCCCUGCUGAACCACAAUCAAAACCGGCUACUAGUCCACCUGCACCGUCUCUCGGACUGGCCGGCUACAGCUCAGACUCAGAAUAA